AUGUUUGACAUUGAAUACUAUUUAGCUUGUUUGUCUGCUUUCAUUCUGAGGAACUUGCGGGAGCAGACAGCAAGGAGGUCGAAAAAAGGGUUGUAUGUAUCAGCUUGCAUUACAGUUGGUAUUCUUGUUAUCGUUAUCAUCGUAGUGAUAUGCUUACUAUGCUUCCCAAGUACUCCGCGGACAUCAGAAAAAGGUGAAAUAGCGGAUACGACAACAACACAAAAAGGCGAAGGAACGAAAGCGAUAGAGAAGAAAAAUGUUUAUGUCCUUCCACAAGAAUACCGUCUUCCAAAAACUCUUGUGCCUUCGUCAUAUGAGCUCGUUCUCACAGUAUAUUUGCCGUUCUACGUGGAUAUUCCGAUAAGGAAAAAUCUGACAAUUGAUGCAGAAGUGACAAUCAAUAUGACCGUACGCAAACCAACCAAUACCAUAGUCCUCAACCAAGCAAGAAUUUCCAUAAUAAAAGAAAAAUGCAGUGCAACUUCAAAUGGCAAAGCUGUCGAUAUAGAAGAGGUUGAUUUUGAUCACGCUCACGGAAAGGUUAGCUUUCAUCUGCGAGAUAGUCUACCGGUGGGACGGGAAGUCAUGCUAAAGAUCCCGUACUCUGCGCCAAUCAACAAAGGAACCAAUGGACUUUACCAAAAUCUCUACCAGGACCGCAACAAAAAAACAAAGAUAGCAGCUGUAACACAAAUGGAGCCGACAAGUGCUCGAAAGAUGGUUCCUUGUUUUGAUGAGCCAGAGUAUAAGGCAAUUUGGAAAGUAAAGAUAAUACAUCCUAAAGGAACCACAGCGAUCUCAAAUGCGAGGAUAUUAGAUGUAAAAACUAAACAAAGCGGAAAAUGGACAAUAUCUACGUUUGAGCCGACUCCUAUUAUGUCGUCGUAUCUUCUCGCUCUUUUAGUGUCUGAAUUUACAUAUAACGAGAUGCAAACAAACAGAGGAGUAAAAUUCCGUUUGUGGUCAGCUCCUGGUAGAGAAUCGCGAAGAGAGUACGGACUCAAAGUAGCUACUACUGUCAUGGAGUUCUUAGAAAAGUACUUUGGAGUGAAUGAUGUCAUGUCAAAGCAAGAUCUAGUCGCAUUGGAAAACUUUGACGCAGGCGCAAUGGAAAAUUGGGGAUUGAUUACUUUCAGAAAAUCCCACUUGCUAGAGCCAUGGCAAAGGUCCCAUCAGGAUUUACCGCCAGAAUACAAUGUAUCGCAACGGGACUUCAUAAUAAUGCUGAAUCGAAGGCGAAGAAAAAUCGAGACUACUGUCGCACAUGAACUUGCACACCAGUGGUUUGGCAAUUUGGUGACGUUGAGCUGGUGGGAAGAACUUUGGCUUAAUGAAGGCUUCGCUGCAUACUUUCAAAACCUUCAAGUGCUUAGUCCUAUCGAUAAAGGAAUGUCGAUUAACAAGGAUGAACUUGUUAUGGGAACUGAAAAUGCCUUGGUCGUGGACGCUAGAGUUACUGGUCGACCUAUGUCAUCCAUAAUACACAAGUUCCACGAGAUCCUCUCUUCUUUUGACGUAAUCAGCUACAAAAGGGGCGCUGCAAUUAUCGAAAUGCUCCGUACAGUGAUAGGAGAGAAGAAUUUUAGAAAGGGACUAACGCUUGUAAUUUAUGUCAGUUUUGAACGCCCUUUACAGAGCAACAUCAGAACGAGACUAGAGUUACAAAGCUUUAAUCAUUAUCUCAACAAAUUUUCCUUCAAAUGCACCAAAAGUGAAGACCUUUGGCAAGCGUUGUCUGAUGUAUGUGAAGGAGUCAAAGGACCAAGCGGAUUAUCUCUGGAUAUAAAGAAUUUUGGGACUCAAUGGACGAAAAUGAUGGGAUAUCCUUUGGUUACUGCAAGAUUUUCAAGCGAUACGUUGGAGGUAACACAGCAGCGAUACACGCUCAAUACUUCUAUUCAAGAACAUGAAAAAUAUCGUUCUCCUCGUCCGAGUUACAAAUGGGAUGUACCUAUAUGGCUCAAAACUAAAAAAGGCGACACUAUAUUGGAAUGGCUGAAAGCAAAUGAACCACUUCACAUAAAUUUGGAGUCUUUGCAAAUGCCAGUGAUAAUAAAUGCUCAUCGUAAUGGCUACUAUAGACAGAAUUAUGACAGUGUUGGAUGGGAGAAUAUAGCUGCGCAGUUUACACGAAAUCCGGUGUUUGAUCCUUAUACGAGAUACGUGCUUUUGAGCGAUGCAUUUUCUGCAGCUGUUAUCGGUCAGCUGGACUACAAAUUUGUGUUCAAGCUCAUUCGAUAUGCUUACUCAUCCAAAAGCGGUGAAAAGCAAUGGCUACCAUGGAAAGCAAUUGUAGAUGAGAUGACCAAAAUAUAUGCAAUGUAUCAAAGGACAGACGAAAACGCUUCCUAUGUCUUGUCAUACAUAGAGAGAGUGUUGCAACCAAUUUCUCUUGAAAUUCGUAAGAAAUUCUUUGCUGAAGAGACAGAAUUUGCUAAACAUAUAAGAAAGCAAAACGAAUCUUCGAAGGAACGCAUCACUGGAAUAUUGGAUUGGAAAUCAGUGAGAUGGGAAUCCAAUACUGCUUUAAACGUUGCGGUCUCUGUUCUUGAUCUGUACUGCAGACUUGGAUCAGCAUGCUCCUCGCUGUCUCGCUCACUUUUCGAACGCGAGGUUCUCCAUCGUUGUGAUGCCACUGCGAAAGCAAGUGAAUGUGUUGGGAUUCAGAGCAGUUUCAGAAAAGUUGCUUACUGUCAAGGAAUCAAAGAACUGGGAAAUAUCGCAUUUCAGAAAGUGAGCAAUUUCUUAAUAAUUGAAGACGAUGCAGACGAAAGAAGACGCCUCUGCACAGGCCUUGGCUGUAUACAAAACGUACACCUUUUGAAAAGGAAACUUCUAGAAGUACUAGACAACAAAAGUGCAUACGAUGACAGGGAGGUAGCACAUGUAUUUCAAAGUGUUGCAAAAAAUUCACUAUCAGAUGAAUUGUUGCUUCGGUUUUGCAUUUCAAAUUGGAAAGCAAUUCAUGAUAGGUUUGCGGAGAAUUACAAUGAUUUAUCUGAUGUUAUCAGAAGUUGCAUAUCCAAAGCGCGUUCUCGUGAAGAAAUUCUGAUGAUAGAAUCGGCUCAUAAGAGCUGUUGCAGUGGUAGAAAUGACAACGCCAAUCAAGCCGGACUGGAGCUUGCUGAGUUCAGGAUCAAGUGGAGAGAAAAAUAUUCGAAGAUAGUUUCCAACUUGGCGCGAGCUGAGCUGGAAAGGCUAGAAAAAAACGAUACUGUGAUAAAACACGAUUAUCUAGAGGUAGAGACGUUUUGA
Molecule: messenger RNA, 3255 nt
Organism: Cylicocyclus nassatus
Lineage: Eukaryota; Metazoa; Nematoda; Chromadorea; Rhabditida; Strongylidae
Source: the annotation of a GenBank genome assembly